Molecule: messenger RNA, 4116 nt
Organism: Dendroctonus ponderosae (mountain pine beetle)
Lineage: Eukaryota; Metazoa; Arthropoda; Insecta; Coleoptera; Curculionidae
Exons: 9
Coding region: 2712-4055 (447 amino acids)
Molecular function (GO): protein binding
Source: RefSeq, a predicted model, not a curated record
UCCGCCUAUAGAAGAAACUUAAAGGUGAAAAUGGUGAAAAAUUGAAGCAAACUGCAGCAGAACUUUGCAGAAGUUCACUAAAGUGCCUUUGCAUCGAUUUAAACCUAUCAAACACACUUAUUUUUAGAAACUCAUCACGUCCAGAACAGAACAGAGCAGAUAAACACUCGUCUAUGAGUCAAUUUAAUUUACUUUAAACACUUUUUCAUCAGAAUUUUCCAUCGCUUCAAAUGAAACUUCUCUAAUUUGUAGAAAAUCUUCCUAAGAUAUUUUUUAUUGGUUUUUUCAGCAGAUUAUCAGUCUAAAUUUUCAAGUACGCGGCCUCAAAGAUGAGAGUUUAUCUGCUCUGUUCUGGACGUGAGGAGUUUUAAAAAAAUAAGUGUGUAAGACUGUUGUUAACUUCUGAAAAAUUCUGCUGCCGCCCGUUUGGCUUUAAUUUUUCAGCAUUUCAGCCCUCUGUAAACGGACACAGAAGCGAUAUUCUAUAGAUUCCAGUUUGGAUGUAAGGAAUUCUUGAAAAUAUGUCUGUUUGAAAAUUUUCGUUGGUUUCAAAUAUCAACCUUCUUCUUCGAUUUGUAUUAAAUCUUCCUAAGGUAUUUUUUCUUGAAAUUUUUUAGAAGAAGAACAAAAGACCUUAGGAGGAUUUUUCCAAAUCAGUGAAGUUUUAUUUGAAACCAACGAUAAUUCAUAAACAGACAAGCUUUCAAGAAUUCCUUACGUCCAAACUGGAAUUUGCAAACAAAUUCGUCUUCGAAACGAACUAAAUUUAUGAAACACGCUCAUUUUUCAAAAUACUCGGGUUUGAAUCAGCCUAUUUAAAACAUGCGGAAAAAUUGAAGAAAUUUUUUUUUCCACAAAUUGGCGAAUUUCAUUUGCAACGAACGAAAAUUGUCAACGAGACCGAAUUUUAAGAAUGUUUUAGUUGCAAAUUUGAGCCUUUAGAAACUCCUCUCUUUGUCCGUUUAUAGCAAAUACUUGAGCGGUGAAACGCUGAAAAUAUUAAGCAAAUCGGGACCAGCAUAAUUUUCCAGAAGGUAACAAAAGCGCCUUUGAAGCCGACUAAAUUAAUCAAAUACGCUGAUUUUUUUUAAAUUCAACGCGAAAAGAACAAAUCACGUAAAUACUAGUGUUUAGAUCCUUAUCAUCAAAAACAUGCGAAAAACUUUAAGAAAAAUGGACCGUAGGAAGAUUUUACACAAAUUGGCGAAUUUCUUUUAAAACGAGCGAAAAUUCUCAAACAGACCGGUUUUCAAGAAUUCUUCUAGACCUCGCACACACUCAUCUUUGGAUCCGUUUACGUAAAACUGUUGACUGAUAAUAUGCUGAAAAAUACCUUAACAGAACUUUCAACAAAUUAGAAGUUUCAGUUGAAACUAACAAAAAAUCUCAGACAGACUUUCAAAAAGUUUUACCUCCAAAACCUGUAACCGCUAGAAAAUUGACUCUUUGUUCGCAUAGAGAAGACACUUGAAGGUUUAAUGCUGAAAUUUUCAAGCAAAAUGAUCAGCAGCAGAAAUGUCCAAAAGUUGACAAAAGUGCAUUCGAAACGAACUGAAGCUCACAAGGCGCUGAUGUUUAAAAAUAUCCCAUUUCCGAAAGCAAGAAGAUAGAAACUUGUGUUUGGGUCAAAAUUUCAAACACUUUAAACAGUUAAAAAAACGGACCGCAGGAAGAUUUUCCACAAAUUAGCCGAGUUUCAUUUGAAACAAACCAAAAUUUUCUAGCAGACUGGCUUUCAAAAACCCCUUACUUUCAAACUGGAACUCGAAGAAAAUUGUUUCUGUAUCCACGUGUAGAAGACAAUUGAAGGUGGAAGUGCUGAAGAUUUAUAUGUAAAACCGACCGCAAGGUUUUGCAAAAAAUUUGUGAUAUUUUAUUAUUAUUUAUUAUAAUUUGAAGCCAACUGAUGAUCUCAAGCAGAGUGGGUUUGGACAUAUUUUGACGCCUAAUCUAGAACAGGUAGAAGUUCGCCCCUUUAUGUGAUUUGUAUAAGAGGCUUUAGUGUUGAAAUGUUGGAAAAUUCAACUAAACCAGAUCAAUGGACGAAUUUUUAGCAAUAAAAAUGAAAAUUUUGAAAAAAACUUCUCAAGGAGACAGAGUUUCAAAAAUUCCUCAAGCCCAAUCUAGAGCAGGCAUCCACUUGUCUCUUUGUCCAUUAAUUUAAGACACUUGAGAGCUGAAAAUUGCAAGCAAAAUCGAUGGCAGGAAGAUUUCAAAUAAAUCAUCAAAAGUUCGGUUGCAACAAGCCAAAACUCUGAAGCACACUGAUUUUCAAAAAAAAAUCAAAAGCCUAAAGUAAAUCAGGUAGAAGCUUGUCUCGUCUUAGUGUCCGUUGAUAGAAGAAGCUUGACCAAUAAAACGCUGAAAAACUUCAAUAAAACAGCUAGAGGAAGAUAGUUCAGUAACCUAAAGAAGUUUCAAUCAAAACGAACUCAAUCCCUCAAGCACAAGUGGCAUUCAACAGUUCUUCGUGUCGAAGUUACAGCAAGUUGAAUUUGAUCAUUUCUAGAAAUUCAAAUAGAGAAAGAUUUCUAAUAAGUAAAUCCAGAGAAUGAGUUUUAAUCAAUUUUUUUAUCUCAAAUAAUGAAUUGAAGUCAAAUUUGUUGGAAUUUUUAGAAAAAUUAAAAUUUCGCAAUACAGAAAUACCGUUCACAGUGUCAAUUUUGACAAAAUUUAAAACAUCACAUUGAAAAAAUAAAUUGUUGGCUGAGAUGUCGAUAAGUGCGAAAGAGAGGCACUUGAGUGCAACGAGAAAAAAGUCCCGGCGUUAUACGCACGAUGUCCUCAGAGCCACAAUUGAGAGUGAAACUGACGACUGCAAACGGCUUCCCUAUCUGUUGCACAAACAGUGCGAAGAACGAAAUGCUCCAGCGUAUCCAGAGGUGCAUGCCUAUAUGAUUAAGGAGGACGGGCAAGUUGUCUUGGUCGACAAUGCUCCAACUAUCAGAAAAUCAAUUAUACCGCUUGAUUCCAACCUAGUCAUAUAUGCGUACAGCAACUUGAACCUGAAAUUACGAGCUUUGGAUUUUAGAUGCUUCCGCAUUAUGGACCCAAGGCUGUUCUUUGCCAUCAUCCAAACAAUGCCGCACUUUCCAGACUUAUUUUCCUUGCAACUAGACUACUGCAAUCUGACCAGUGAGCAUAUUCUGAUCCUGAAACAACAUCUGAGCCGCCAGAAAACACUCAGCGAAUUGAACCUAACAGGAAAUCCCCAUGGGCAUCGUAGUUUUCAUCGUUUACUGCGCUGCGGCCUGAAAGUAUUAAUUCUGAAAUUUUGCAACAUUGCUGAAAAAGGCCUUCGAAAGAUGGCUAGCGAGUACUUAAACCACCCCUAUGAGCCGCCAGGGUUGCUUCAUUUGGAUUUAUCUCAUAAUCCAGUAUUUGAUGAGGGCUGCAAAUACAUUGCAAGCAUUUUAAAAUGCGACAGAACUUUGAGAUCCUUGAACUUAACCGACUGCAAAAUCCGGGACUCUGGUCUCGAACUAAUUGCUCUCAGUUUCCGUACAUUUGCCCUGAGCGACGACGAAAUCUGCGUCCGCAGGAAAAUUAGGCUGGACUAUUUUCGACUCUUGCAGGAAACCCCGUUUUCUGAUGAGCCAAAUGCGACCAAACCUGAAGCCACAUUAGCCAAUCCAAAAGAUUCGUUUAGUUUAGUGGAAACAACAGUGAAAAUCCACCCAUUCGUCAAUGAAACUGUCCAGGAAAAUGGAGAAAUCCUGGUCAAAGGGAACUGCACUCUGGAGCAUUUGAAUAUCUCAUAUAAUCAACUGUCCAAAUCCAGUCUGGAUCUGUUGCUGAAAACCGUGAUGGAACAAGCGGGAACCUUGGAGGCGCUCCAGCAGCUGGUUCUUGAGGGAAAUUGCCGGAACGAUCCCGAAUGCGACAGCUUGAAAAUCACUAUCCAGGAAUGGUUGGCAGGGAGAAAAACACGCAGCAGAUCGCUGCCUGGAAGUGUGAAGAGCAAAUCGAGCCUCAAGCGCCGAAGGUCCAGUGGCGCCACCUCAACUACUAGCGGCUUGAGCAGUAGGGACAAACACAGCUCAAUUCAUGCAUGAGGUUGGUUGAAAACAUUGCGUCCGUUUCGUGAAAAGAGUUUAUUAAAUGGAGUUAAAUAAG